UCCCCUUUCUCUUUCUGUGCUGUCAAAUUAUCAAUGAAAAUGUACUAGUCAAAAAUUUUGUCAAUGUUUUUGGGAGUAUUCUAUGUGUAAAGUAAUGAUUUUUGGAUGGUUUUGAAGUAAUUAAGGUGUAAUAAUAUAUUAUUUCGUAUAUCGGAUUAGUUCAAAAGUUAAACAGAUCAAUUUCGGAUAUAAGACUCUACGCAGGCGUCAUUAGACCUUGUGAAAAAGUGGUCUUUUGUUAACGUUUCUAAACAUUUAAUUUUGGUGAAAACAGAUGUUUGUAGUAACGUGUGAGUUUUUCCGGUGAUAAAAGAACUUGAUACGUACUUCCUUCGUUUACAUUAUAAUAAGUAGGUCACGUUUAGUCGAGUGGAAAUAGCUUAGCCGGCUUGAAUGGUCGUACGUCGUAUGUUCUAGAUUGUUAUAAUGGCCCAUUCAGAUCGCGCUUUGAGUGCCUCGUAGGGACGAUGGAAAGGCUGUAUCAUGACUUAAAUCUGGCGUUAGAAGAGAGUAACUGCGGCCGGCAGGAGAGGCGGCGGCUGGGGCUCCGAAGGCGCACCAGGUCCGCUGGAAACUUGCCGGCCGCCGUCGCAGUGAGCCUGGUAGAAGAUGGCAGCUCGAGCAGCCCCCCGCAAGCACCCCUCAUCACCCAACCCCUCUCGGACUCUGAUGACCCCCAGCUCAAUAUCCACAAGUCCUCCGGCCUGAAGACUCGCCACUACUGCCAGAUCGGGAACUUUGAAUCAGAUUCUUUCAACGAAAACUUCUCACCAACAAGACCGGCGAACGCUAGGAGGAAACGGAAGUAUAAGAAGAUGCAGAUUCCAGUGGAGUAUACGGAUGAGAAGACUUCACCUCCAAUAGAGAUUUUGAGUAUUACUGCAGAGGGCACUGCAUUGCCAGGGGCGAUCGUGCUGCAACCCCAGGCUGUGUCUGCACCGACGCAUCUCACCAAACAUAAACCUGAAAGGAACGUUUUCUGCGGGAAGAGAAAAUGGUCCCACCGGGACAAGGGUGACGGUUGUGAGAUGAGGGAAAGAUCAUUUAGUGGGGGGUGUUCUUCAAAAUCUGCCUUCUUCAAAAACGACUUCAAAUGCAAGAAGUACGACACGGAGAAGAAGAGGAAAGAGUCAGUGCUACAGCCCGGGAAAAUCGUGCUAAAGUCCCAAAACAACGAAGGCACUCCGUCGACUUUCACCAACACCCCGUCUUUGCCAGGCAGUUCCAGCUUCAAUUUCGUGUACAAAAGUUCCAAGAACGGCACACCUACUUUGUCGAAAUUAACAGGAUAUAAGAUCACAACGGAUCUACCGCCAUUUUUUAGUCCAACGACUAGCACAGGGAAAUAUCAUCGGAAAUUCAAAAUGUUCAAUAAGUCACACCCACCGAAUAGUUUGAGAAACCCAUUGCAGUUUGAUGAUUCGAACAGUGGAAUGGAUUGCGCUGGGAACGAGUCCAGCUCACUGAGCAGCAGCGACUCUGACGGAGUGGUCACCAAUGAUAGUGACAGAGAAGGGGACGACGAACUAACAGACUGGCCCGGUAUCGAGGAGCUGAAGGUUUUUAAUAAAAGUUUAACAUUCAAAUCAUCUAAAUCUGUGAACAAUAACACUGUCAGCACCAUGCCGCCGCCGAAACGGUUGAAAAAGGAGAAGUUGCUCAUCAAAAGCGGGUGGGCGAGUUGUAAAAACAAAUUCAAGAAGAAGCGAGCGAAAGUGGAUUCCGGGAAUGAAGACGACGCCAUGAUGUCGGAUUCCAAAACCGUCGUGGAUUUAGAAGACGAAGUGCUGUCGAAAGAGAAUAUUCUUCAGCCGCAUUCCUCGUUCUCCAGCUUUAGUGAUAUAAAAAACGCUGGAGUUUUAGGUCAAAACGCGAAUGAGACGUUUUUUCAUUCGUUUCAGGCGUUUCAGAAAGAGCAGGGCAGUGAGAUCUUCAGUCAGACGCCGCGGAGUAACUUUUCGUUGCAGAAAACGUCGUCAAGUGAUUUGAAUGUGAGUGAGAAGUCGCCUCAAAGUGAUCAUUAUUAUAGUGAGCAUUCAAUGAAUGCUGUGACCGAAGUGAGGGAGAUCAGGGCGGGGUGUAGGAGGGUGCGGGAGGAACGCCCAGGGUUUCUGAUCCUGAGCGCAGCGAAUGAGCAGUUAUCCAAGUUCCUGCAGGACUCUUGCCAGACCGAGCUGAAGUUGCCGAGCUUCCACGACCCGGAAGAGAGAGAAAAGCUGGAGUCGCUGGCGAAGCUCUAUUCCUUGGAGUUGCAAGUCGAGAUGGGGAGGCCCAUUUUAAGAAAAACUAGCAACACAAUGCAGGCCAUCAGAGUGGAGCACUGCCAUAGCCAGCUGCCCUCCGAUCACAAGCGGAGGUGCUACGACCAGGACAGCCUCAGUGUGAGCGACCAGAACUCGACGUCGUCCAGCAACGAGUUAGACGACGCUCCCGACCUCAUCUGCGACCUCAAGCCCGGCGCCACAGACUUGACCAGCGAUUUGGUGGAGACCUUCUCCCACACCCUCGUCGACAAGUCCUUGCUUAACCCGGGCGAUUUGGAUUGAAGAGCAUCAUCAUUUUCAGUCUUAUUGAACCCAACUUGGGUACAGGUGACUUUUUUUGUAAAUUAAUAUAUUUUUUGUCUACAUGCCCAGUCUAAGUCACAAAUUUUCGAAAAAAAUCAGCUUAUCCAUUUUCCUCAAGUACGGAUUGUAUUGAUCAUGGACUGCGGGUGUAGACAAGAUAACUUAUGUAUAAAAAACACCACAGUUUAUAUGGAUUGAAUUAUUGAAGAGUAAGAAGAGUAACAAAAUAAUCUCAGUUGCCAGUACAACUGCCAUUGGGACACAAAUUCAGGGGCCCCAAUUGUGUUAUAAUUUAUCGUGCUACCGUUCCGGUAUCACGAAUUUUAACAAAAUCGUGAACCGACGUUGUCGUUGUUGUUGCAACUGGAAAUAUUGGAAGUUAUUAACACGAUGAAGAACGUCAAGAUGAAGGCAACAAAAAAAAAUGAAAAUCGGCUCAUCUGUUUGUUUGUCUGUUUCUGCUACAUAGCUAAGCAGACAUACAUAUAUACACAGACACGUUAAAAUCAACUCUCAGUCGUGGAGGGUAAAAUAAUAGGGAUGCAUUAUAAAAGUUUCUAAAGACUUAUCGAUUACAAAUAAUCAGUAUUUUAUAAAAAUAUUGUGGUACUCGAUCCAUUGUAUAUUAGAAAUAGUCGAUGUUCCAUAUUUCUUAAGGGUGUGAACCCAAUUUGGAAGUCAAUUUAUAAUUAUAUUAAGAUUUUAUUCCGCAAAUAUGUUUUAUUGAUUACUUUUAAUCAUAUACUAGAUAUUCAUGACAUUAUUAUAGGUUGAUCUCAUUUGGAAUUUGUAUAUACAGACUAAAAUGUAAAAUGCAUUGAAAGUGGCCUAAGGCUGGGUGUAAUUGAGUACUUAAAUCUUCGCCAUAUUGUUGAAGUCGACAGUGGUGUUGCAGACUAUCGAAAGUUUUAAUCAAAAAAGGCCAUAGUAUCUAUAUAUUUCAUUUGCAAUACACAUGUAAUAUUGUAGAGCAAUACUAUCCAUAGUGUCGAUGGUUUGAGUUUAUCGUCAUCAUGGCCCGAUACUAUCGAUACUUUUACUUAAACUAUCGAUCGGCAACACUAUCAGUUACGUGCGGCGGAAAAGAAAAAAGGCCUGUAGUUGUUAAAACAAUGUCAUUGUUGUAAUGUUUAAUGUAGACUGAUGUUUUGUUUACAUAUCACUAAUCACUUCAUUCCUUCAAUAAUUAACUUUUGUGUUUGGGAUAUUUAUGUGAAAGCAUGUCUGUUAGUUGCGAUGAUUUUUAUGAUCUGAAUUCGAAGCGAAUCCACCGAAAUUUGAAGCAAAUUCUAUAAAAACUUAACUCUUAUAAUUGAAAAAAUAUUAAAUAAAAUUUAUAUUCGAGAAAUUACCGGAUUUUUGUAAGUUAGAAGCUAAGGUGAUAUUUAUAUUCGUUAUAAUAUUGUCCAAAAAUGCCAUGUACACAAAAUUAUUUCUAUUUUGGAGUUUUUUGAUUACAGUUUUCAAUCAGAAUUAUAUUACAAUAGGGACACCUUUUAACCUUUGUGGCAUACUUACCUCCUUCCUCGCCUGAAAAUAAGUGCGUAUAUAUAUAUAUAUAUAUAUAUAUAUAUAUAUAUAUAUAUAUAUAUAUAUAUAUAUAUAUAUAUAUAUAUAUAUAUAUAUAUAUCACAACCAUAUUGGUGACCCCUGGAAGUACCCCCAUUACAGAAGAAAGGUACCACUUCGCAAUUAUAUAGAAAAGAAUGUCGGUAUCGGGUCAGAAUUCACUUCGAAACAGAACGUCGAAGAUAGCAGAAAGGCGUUUACACCUCACGACCUUUAUCGUGUUGGAGUCAGACUUCCACCUUUUUGGCCGUUCGUAUAUACGCACCUAUUUUCAGGCGAGGAAGGAGGUAAGUAUACCUUUAAAUAUGAAUAAAUAAAAACAUAUUACUUAUUUACAUUGUUUAGAAUACGAAUGUGCCAUUGUUUUCGAAAUAAACAACAGUCACACGUUUCACGUAUUUUAAUCAGGAAUAUUGUCGCUUUUUUAUGUAUGAAUUUGUAUCUCAAUGUCUAAUUUAAUUAGGUUUAUUGAUUCACACACACUAUAUGUAAUCACUAGAUUUCACCUUAUGGGAUAUUUUUCGCCGCCGAGCGUGUCACUCAGUGUGCGUAGUGCGACUUUGCAAUUUGCAUCUCACCAUCGAGCCGCCUCGCAGUAAGACGCAGCUAACCAGUAUGCCAUUGUACGCAACGACAACCACACUGCAAUGUGAUUGGUUCUGUCUUACUUCGAAUCAAUUCGAUAGUGAGAGGUGAAAUGCAAACCCGCACUUGCCCUCUGAUUUUGAAAAUGCACUGACCGUUUUUAAAACUGUCCUAGCGUGUAAACCAUUCGACUUGUUGCCCAGAUAUACACAUUUAUAGCAAUACAGGGGACUCAAAUUUAUCCUGUUGUCACUUUCAGCACUACAUGUUUAGAAAGAGACGGCAUUACUUCUAAUUGCGUUCAUAGUGGUCUUCUCAUUUAACCUCUUAUUCAUAAAAAAAUGAACCGCUUGUUAAAAUGUAUUUAGUUUUAAUAUGUUUUGUUUAUGUCACUUCAGUACCCAUACAUAUUUAUUUAAAAACUUUAUUCCACACAAUUAAAAAAAAUAUUUACAAAUGAUGGAUUUAUAUAUUGAAAUUGUUUUUGUUUGUUCCUCACAAAAGGAGCAUUGGAUGCGAGACAAUUUUUUGUAUGGAGAUAGCCGAAGAGUGACAUAAGCUAGUUUAUGCCGCGAGCGAAGCCACGGACGGCAGCUUGAUAUGAUUGAACAUGAUUAAAUUGACAAAUGGUCGAGUUUUUUUUAUAAAAAAGAGAUAGUAAUCACAAAAUGAUCACUAUAGGGUUUCAAUUGACAUAUAUGGCUGUUGUUAUAGAUAUAUCGAAAUGUCAAGACUACGUAGUUGUAUAUUUGUUUUAGCGUUUCAGAUGUCGUAUACCUUUAGACUAACAUAUACGUGGAUAAUUAUAGAUAUAUGAAUCAAUGUUACGAUUGGGAUGGAUAUUGUAUUAACAGAUGCAAAAUAUACUUUGAAAUACAAAUAUUGUAUUUUAUUUCAAGUCUCGUUAAUGUCCAAAUAACAUUAAAAUAGGAUAUAAUAAUCUUUAUUGUGAAACACACACGAACAUACAUAUAAAGCAAAACUUAUGUACUAGAUGUGCGCGCGCAUCACAAUAGGCAACGGCUCAGUGUUACACUAAGCAAAAAUGCCCAGCACUGAUUUUCAGCCGUUACCUAGUGUGUAUAAAUUGUUAUUAAAAAAGUUCUAAUAUAUUUUAUUUCAUUUUGCAGAAUUUUGUUUGUGGGGAGACUUACUAAGUAAAUGGACAGUAGAUAGUGCUUAUCCUAAGCUUCUAUUGUGAGUACGAUGAACACACAUGAAAAUCAGCACUACACAUCCGUAACCGCAGACAAAUAUCAGUGAUAACAAGUGCAAAUAUUUGCACGUACCAGGAAUCACGGAAAAAUAUACUGUAAAAAUAAAAUAAAUUUGGAUGGACGAGACUAUAUAUGUACAGAAUACAAAACAUACAUACAAACAUAUAAAUAACUUUUAUUAAAUAAAAAAUAUAAACGUGUUGAAAAUAAAAACAACGAUUAUUCGAUAACAAAUAAGCACCAUACACUUUCAGGAGCGACUCGAGCCGCCAACAUAACAAGUUGUCUUUUGUGAUGUCACAACUUAAUUCCAAACAACGGAACUACUAAAACUAAGGUUACAUCUAAUAAAUAAUUAAACCUUUACAUUUUAUGUUUCACAAUUUGUACUGUGAUGGAGGAAUUAAGUCACUUUUGUACACUAUUGCAUAGUGAAGUAUCACAGGAUAUAAAUUCAUUGAUUAUAUUAAAAAGUUUUUUAUAUAAAUACAGCUCAUAUAAAAAAAAUGUACACAAGUCAGAUAAAAUAGAAGUGUUUUAAUCUCGAUUUCGAUAAAGGCAAUGAAAAUUCAGUCAUAGGUUGUUUAGGGCGAUAACACACGAGCGGUCGACGCGCACGCUACGUUUACAUUCAUGUUCCAGAAGCUAAAGGAAGCUGUUGGGUUUACGUUAUGUCUAAUAUUAUCCCAACUUAGCUAAGUCCAAACCCAAUAUAUGAUUAAAUGUUGUCUUUUAUUUAUAUUCUUAUUUUAUGUUUGAUCGUAAAGUUCGUGGCAGAGUGAAGAAUCAAGAUAUACGGGGUAGAUUUAAUGCCGUAAGGCGUAUAACACUAACAAUAACUAUUGCUAACUUCUAAAGUUGUUCAAAAAAGUUUAAAUAAACAAAUAACAAAUUAUGUGUUUACGGACGUUUUGCGAAUAAACUGGGAAAAUAUUGGACGUAAAUUAAUAAACACAGAUCUUUUCUCUUUGUCGUUAAUAAGCGACCAUAUUGAUAUUUUCUAUUUUCCUCACUCAAGGUGUUGUUUAUGAAACAGACAAUGUUUUUUGGUCGAAUUUGUCCGUUUAUACGGCUGUUUUAGAUUCCGAAUUAAGCCAAACAUUAGUAAUAAUAGUUGACAGAAAACGAUUUAUAAUAAUAUUCCUUCUUAUCGUUAAUAUUUUCAAACAUCUUUCUUUUUCUCCCGGGUUUAACACUGCACAUUACAUGUCAGCCCAUAAAAUGUGUUCGUUAUCGCCCUAAAACGUAAAACGCGCUCGAAUCAACCUACAUUCAUUCAUCAGGAUCAUAAUAUCACAUUAUUUACUCCUACGCUAAGACUAGAUCGAGCGACGUUCACCUGAGCGGAGAUUGAAAUGAUACGUGUUCAAAAAGUGUCCAGUUUUUUCACAUGGCGCAAUUACAAAACAUUUUUUUUUUACUUUAUGAUGUGUUAAUUUCAUAUGCGAAUAUAUUAUUAAAUUAAUAACUCAAUCAAGAUCUAAAUAAGUAUCACAUCAU
Molecule: messenger RNA, 7438 nt
Organism: Plodia interpunctella (Indianmeal moth)
Lineage: Eukaryota; Metazoa; Arthropoda; Insecta; Lepidoptera; Pyralidae
Exons: 6
Coding region: 468-2546 (692 amino acids)
Cellular component (GO): nucleus
Source: RefSeq, a predicted model, not a curated record